This is a messenger RNA of Thlaspi arvense, 3144 nucleotides long. The record is from the annotation of a GenBank genome assembly. NCBI's taxonomy places the organism in Eukaryota, Viridiplantae, Streptophyta, Magnoliopsida, Brassicales, Brassicaceae.
GUUCGUCUCUUUGUCUCUUUGAUCUGGGAAUUAAAAACAUGGAGUUGGAAAAAUCCAUACAGAAGCAAAACGACGCCGUGGUCAAGCUUGCGAAGCACGUCAUCACGACCUCAGCCAAAGACUCCAACCUCGUCUUCACACCGACAUCAAUCAACGUUUUGCUCAGCCUCAUCGCCGAUGGUUCCAGUCAUGUCUCCAAAGAAAAUAUUCUCUCGUUCCUCAUGUUACCAUCGACGGAUCACUUCAACGCAGUUCUGGCCCAAAUCUCCGACCGCAACGAGACUAGUGAUCUACGCUUGUCUGCGGCAUUCAGUGUCUGGAUAGACAAAUCUAUCUCCUUCAAGCCUUCUUUUAAAGAUCUUUUGAUGAACUCCUACAAUUAUAUGUAGUCAAGUUGACUUCGAAGCCAAGAUAACUUCGAAACCCUAAAUUUUGUUCACUUUUAUGUGGCCGUAAUUAAGCCAUUGUCUUUUGAUUAGUUUAUCGUUUCUUUUACAGCCUGAUGAAGUGAUUGAUGAGGUGAAUACAUGGGCUGAAACCCACACCAAUGGACUCAUCAAGGAGAUUCUUUCACACGAAUCUGUCGCGGAUAUUCGUAGCAGCAAACUCGUACUAGCGAAUGUAGUGUACUUCAAAGGAGCAUGGAGCAGAAGCUUUGAUGCAGAGUUGACAAAAAAUCUCGAUUUUCAUCUUCUUGAUGGCACCUCUGUGGAAGUCCCCUUCAUGACCAAUAAUUACGAGGAACAAUACCUAAAACAAUAUGAUGAUUGUCAGGUUCUGCGAAUCCCUUACGUAGAGGAGGAUCAUCGUCAGUUUUCAAUGUAUAUCUAUCUUCCUUAUGAAAAAGAUGGAUUGUCUUCACUGCUUGAGAAAAUAGCCUCCGCGCCAGGAUUUCUUGAUAACCAUAUUCCACUCGACCGAACAGAAGUGGAUCGUCUCAGAGUUCCAAAGUUUAAUUUCUCUUUCGAGUUUAAUGCUUCAGAGAUGCUUUAAAAGAAAUGGGGUUGACUUCACCGUUUAGUUCUGGAGGUGGAAGUCUAAGUGAGAUGGUGGAUUCUCUUACCGAUGGUGACGACAAUCUGUACGUCUCAAAGAUUCUUCAUAAAGCUUGUAUUGUGGUGGAUGAAGAAGGAACCGAAGCUGCAGCUGUCUCUGCCGCUGAGUGCGUGUGUUGUUGUAUGAAUUCAGAUUUUGUAGCUGACCAUCCAUUUCUGUUCACUGUGAGAGAAGACAAGAGUGGAGUGGUUUUGUUCAUGGGUCAAGUUCUUGAUCCUUCAAAACACUGAUUGAUAUAGUUUGAUGGUUUGCAAAAGAUGUAUGGUGUAAAAUUCGAAUCAAUGACCAAAAAUAUUGGCGUCAAAUACAAAUUUGGUUCGGUUCGGUUCGGUUCUGUUUUAAUGCCCACUGCUUGAGAAAUUGUGCAACUAGACACCUUCUAGAUGAAGUAGAGAGUCUAAAUGCUUUUUUGAGUGAAUCCGUAGACUCCGACGAGCUCAGAGAGGAGGAGAAUGAAGGAGACGAUGAAGAAAGGGUCGACGGAUCUGUUUGGCUCACCGACGUUCGUCGAUCUAGGGAACGGACGGCUCAGAUGCGUCGAGACCGGUCACGAGGUUGUAGCGGGAGACGAAGAAUCAUACGCUCGUAACAAACGGUGUCGUUUGGGACUCAUCGAUCACGCUUUAUCUCAGGGAAAGCCUCCUCUCAACAUGUUCUCGCAAUGCCCAAUUUCUCGUUCGAAACUCGUGUGCAAGAUUACAGGAGAUAUUGUGAACAAGAACGAGGAACAUAUCUGGAAACAUGUGAACGGGAGAAGGUUUCUUCACAAAUUAGAGCAAGUGGAAAGAGGAGCUGGAUCAAGUGGAGAGACCCUAGUAAGAGAAAUAACCAAACAGAGACGCAUUAAGGAAGAUACUGAUUCCGAUGAAUCGGAUUUUUGGAUGCUUAGGUCAAGUUCUGGUUCAGAGUCAGAGUCGGAGCAAGAGAGUGAUGAAGAAAACUGCAAAGGUUCUCUUCAUAGUGAUGCCAGAGAAUCUGAGGAGCUCUCAGAAAGAACAAAGAGAAUGUCAAUAGAGAUCGGACCAAGUAGCUUUGCUUCAAGGAAGAAAAAGAUUAGGAAUUUUGUUUAGAGUUUGUUUUGGGGAAGAAGAAGAAAAAAAAAAACACAAUACUGUUUAUAAAUAAAAGCUCUUUUCAAAUGAUAUGAUUAUUUUACAAGAGAUUUAUGAAUACAUAUGUGGCAUGAUGUACCUUUUACACAUCAGGGAAGCCACAAGAACAGCAUUUGAAUAGAUUUCUAUCAGUCUUAUCGUUUAGAACCAAAUCUCCCUUACAACGCUUCCCACACGAAGAGCAAAUCGGUCGAGAGAGACGAUUGUUAGGAAGCAAAUCAAAUGUCCCCGUACGACCCAUCUUUAAAAUGUAAUAGGUUAUUAAAUACACAUUUAGUAUGAAGAGUGGAGCCACAAUCAUUGCAUUUAUAAAACCUACUUUUUGAAUAUAUUUUCUCUUCACAAACCCCGCAACAAAACGUAGAAUUCACGUCUUCCUCACCGUAACAUACGUCUCACCAACGUGGGUAAAGUAGCGCAUCUGAAGCAUAAAAUGAAGCCGCCACAAUCAUCUUUAUUAAUACAAUGUAGUUUCAGCCAAUGUCUCGUGCCACAACUUUUACAUCCCUUGUCUCUCCUACCGUAUGUAAAUGGGAACAACCAAUGCAGAUGACUUUCAUGUUUAAAUGCGUCAGAAAUUGACGCACAACGCAUAUCAAUAUUGAAGUAAUCUUGGGUAUAUGAGAAACGUCGACAAGCUUCACAGAAAAAAUAGUUGUCAUCCUCAUCCUUGGCACACAACGUAAGUUGUCUGUUGUAGAUCGGGUGCCUUUUCUUCAGAGGGAGAUUAGCGCAUGCAUCGUGAAGUAUGAAAUCACACUGUGUACAUAUGUAACACGUUUCAGAGUUAAAAGGAAAAGUGCAUGCAUAACAAUGUUUACCUUCUUCUUCGAGUCCUAGUGAUGAUGAUAUUGACAUAGUUUUAAACAAGAAUCAUCAUGCGAGGGACAUAGUUCUAGGUUCAUUUCACACAAGAUCGCUAUGUUGGACCCUUCUUCUUCCAUUUAUUUUAGGAAAGAUUUUCGGCUUCUCUCUG